GGAAUUGAAAAUGUUGGAAAGCCAGUGAGGAUGAUGAUGAUGAUGAUGAAUAUAAAACAAGUCAACACAUAAAAAAUUAUAUUUGUGAAGAAAAUAAAUGUGAAAAUAAUGGAACCGGAAAAAUGGCACAUGCGAAUAUAUUUCUUUUUACUAUUAAUCACUUCAACGUAUUCAAAUGUUGGAAAGAUGACUUCAUCUCAAAAUCACUUUGGAAAUUCUGUACAAAGUCAAUUCAAUACCAAAAAUAACACGCGUGUCAUCGCCCAGAAAGGCGGUCUUGCGAUACUGCCAUGUGUCGUCAAAGUCAAUUCCCCGGCAACGGUUUCUUGGAUACGAAGAAAAGAUUUUCAGUUGCUCACCGUUGGAUUAUCGACGCACAGCAGCGACAAAAGAUUUUUAGUUGAGCACACACGUCACAUGGGCCAUUGGUCACUGCGAAUUAAAGCUGUGCGGGAGGAGGACAGGGGAUUUUAUGAGUGUCAAUUGUCAAUUUAUCCAACUCAAUCAAUUUUCAUAGAAUUAAAAAUCGUCGAAGCGGUUGCUGAAAUAUCAAAUGCAUCCGAUAUUCUUAUCGACGAAACUUCCACACUUCAAUUACAAUGCAAACUUAAAGGUGCCACGGAAAAUCCUUCCUUUGUCUUUUGGUAUCAUGAAAACAAAAUGGUUAACUAUGAUGCUCAAGGCGGUUUUGUGGUAGAGAAUGCACUUCCCAAUCUGGAAAACGCGUCGAAAGUCGGUGCUGGCAAAAAUAAAACAUUUCGUGGCACAAUGGAAUUGAAUGUUGGCAGUAGUCCUCUUAGUCCAUCGGGCCCGUCUCCGCAGACAUCGCCAAUGACUCCGUUUUCGACAUUACAGUCGCAGCAGCAACAACAACAGCAGCAGCAGCAGCAGCAACAACACAAAUCGCCAUAUCUUCCAAAUUCCUCGAUGAGUGUCCUUACCAUUAAAACGGUAACAUUUCAUCAUGCUGGCAAUUAUACAUGUGCACCAUCGAAUGCGAGGCCAGCCAGCAUAACGGUACAUGUCCUUCGAGGUGAGAAGCCAGCCGCUAUGCAGCAUGCAAAUCGAAGUAUUUUGGAUGGUGAAAAUAGUUCGAAUACAACACUGGGCUAUAACAAUAUCAAAGGAUUAAAUGGUACAAAUAGUCUGCUGAUGCCAGUGCCAUCUUUAUUAAUAUCCGUUUUAUGUCUGCUAGCUAAUCUGCCUUCCGCGUCCCAGUUGCACAAACAGACUCCAAUGAUAUUCUUCGUAUUCAUAUUAUGUAUUUUUAAUAGCUGAAAUUUUAAAUCAUAAAUUGCGUAGUUUCAAUUCAAUUGACAUUGGCAAUUGUAUUUUUAGGAAUUGUAUAUACAUACAUAUAUACUCAUGCGUAACGUACAUAAGAAUACAUUAGUAUCACGAUAUAAAAUAUUAUUAAGAAAUUAAGUUUAAAAAAAAAAAAAAAAAAAAAAAAAAA
Drosophila grimshawi is the source of this 1456-nucleotide messenger RNA. RefSeq lists its product as uncharacterized. The coding region runs from base 109 to 1278 and encodes 389 amino acids. The transcript has 6 exons. Gene Ontology annotation, cellular component: neuron projection membrane. The record is from RefSeq and is a predicted model, not a curated record. Lineage: Eukaryota; Metazoa; Arthropoda; Insecta; Diptera; Drosophilidae. Gene Ontology annotation, biological process: synapse organization.